AUGGCACGGAAUUCAAUUUAUAUCCUUGAAGCAGAUCGUCCUACUGGUCUCGCUACAGUUAGAGCAUUAUUUAAUUAUGGUUCUGUUCAUUCAUCUCAUCGUAUAAGAAUUACUGCUGGUGUGAGUCGUAAAGCCUCUGAUGAAAUUCGUAAAAAAUUAGCUGAUUAUGGCGCUAAUGUCUAUAUAAUUGAUGAUCCAAACAAUAUCAAAUUUAAUGAUGAUGUUCAAAAAUUAAUGAUUACUUUACAUCCUGAGAGAUUAGAUGCAGGAUUUAUUUACCUCGAAGCAGCCUUAAGGGACAAAGUACCAUUUAUACUCUUACAGUCUGUUGUCAUGGCGGAUGAAAGGAAGGAUUAUGUCGGUAAAAAAUUUGGUGAACUCGAAGCUAAGUUCAAUCAAUGGAAAGAAAGAGCGUGUAUCGGAACUGAACACACUCAUCGUAACUGGACAAUUUUAAGAACUGGGGUAUAUGAUCAUUAUUUAUUGGCUUUUAAGGAUUGUAUCAAAAAAGGAAUAUUGGAUUUGCCUAUCGGGGACGGAAAAUUUGCACCAAUUGCAGUUGAAGACGUAGGAGUAGUGGCAGCCGAAAUAAUCGAGAAAUCCGAGAAGUAUUAUUUUAAAACUUAUACUGUUACAGGUCAUGAACUUACAUCUGGAGAAAAUUUGGCCCAUGGUCUCUCUCAAGCACUUGGUUAUCAAAUAAAAUAUAAGCCAUCUUCAGAUCCCUCUCAUGUUACGGAAGAACAUAUUAAAGAAAGUAUUACUUCACCAGUUGAGGCUAGUACUGUUUCUCAUUUGUUUGAAUUAAUCAAGGAGGAUAAGUUUAAUUAUGUUAGUCCUCAUUCAACUGAUAUUGAAAAGUGGAAACCGAAAACGGUAGAAGAGUUUUUCUUGGAACACAAGGACGAAUUGCAGCAGACAAAGUAG
Diversispora eburnea is the source of this 927-nucleotide messenger RNA. Lineage: Eukaryota; Fungi; Glomeromycota; Glomeromycetes; Diversisporales; Diversisporaceae. The record is from the annotation of a GenBank genome assembly.